GAGACAACUACAAGCCAUCGCCAUUAUCGCCCUUGCCAUUGUUGACGUGAAUAGCGAGCCGACGUUUCCGAUCGAGGGCAUAAUGCCAUUUGUGCAAGCAACGGCGGCCAUGGCGAAGGCACCAGCAGCGGAGGAGACCAAGGGCAUGGCCACCCUGCUGAGCCUUCUCCGUAGUGUCGCGACCUCGGAGGAGAAGGCCCGCGCCACCGCCGGAACGGGGGAAGAGAAGGUGGAGUGGCUCCGGUCGCAGCUGAUCGGGAAGGACGUCGAGUUCGACACGCCGUUCGGGCAGCGCGCGCUGACGUACGCCGACCAGACGGCGUCCGGCCGGAGCCUGCGGUACAUCGAGGACUACAUCGUCAACGAGGUCCUCCCCUUCUACGGCAACACGCACACGGAGGACAGCCACGUCGGGAGCAAGACGACGCGGCUGGUGCACAAGGCGGCGCGCUACGUGAAGCGCUGCAUGGGCGCGGGCCCCGGCGACGCGCUGCUCUUCUGUGGCUCCGGCACCACGGCGGCCAUCAAGCGCCUGCAGGAGGUCAUGGGCAUCGCCGUGCCGUCCGCCGAGCUGCGCGACCGCCUGGCGGCGCAGCUCCGCCCCGAGGAGCGGUGGGUGGUCUUCGUCGGGCCCUACGAACACCACUCCAACCUGCUGUCGUGGCGGCGCAGCCUGGCCGAGGUCGUGGAGAUUGGCGUCGACGCCGACGGGCUCGUCGACAUCGCCUCGCUUCGACGCGCGCUUGCCUCGCACGAGUACGCGGACCGGCCCCUGCUGGGAUCCUUCUCGGCGUGCAGCAACGUCACCGGCGUCAUGACGGACACGCGCGAGCUAGCACGCGUUCUGCACCAGCACGGCGCCUUCGCGUGCUUCGACUUCGCCGCCAGUGGCCCAUAUGUAAAGAUUGACAUGAAGUCUGGCGAAAUCGACGGCUACGAUGCGGUCUUCUUGAGCCCGCACAAAUUUGUCGGCGGCCCGGGCACACCAGGCAUCCUUGUAUUGAACAAAGCACUGUACCGGCUCAAAUCCCAGCCUCCCUCGACAUGCGGCGGUGGCACUGUGGCCUAUGUCAACGGCUUCAACGAGGAGGAUACAUUGUACCAUGACGACAUUGAGGAGCGGGAGGAUGCUGGCACGCCACCGAUCAUCCAAAAGAUCCGUGAAUCUCUCGCAUUUUGGGUCAAGGAGUACAUCGGAUAUGACACCAUGAGCCUUCGAGAGCGAGUAUACUCCGAGAUGGCGAUGAAAAGGCUUGUUAGCAACCCAAAUGUAAGGGUGCUAGGCAACACGAAUGCUGAACGCCUACCCAUCUUCUCGUUCCUCAUCUACCCUCCGGAGUCCAAUUCGUUGUUUGAUGUGGCUGACGAGCCAUGUUGCGACAAGAUAUUGAAUGAUGCGAGGCACAAGCGUCUCCCUCUCCAUGGACGUUUUGUUACAAGGCUUCUUAACGAUCUUUUCGGCAUUCAGGCGAGGGGUGGCUGCGCAUGCGCAGGCCCCUACGGCCAUACAUUGCUCAACAUUGAGAACGAUCUCUCCCUUCGCAUUCGGUCUGCAAUUCUCAAGGGGUAUAAUGGAUUGAAACCAGGAUGGACUAGGUUGAGCUUUGCUUACUAUCUAUCGAAGGAGGAGUUCAAAUUCAUCCUCGAUGCCAUUGAGUUUGUUGCGGCAUACGGUCACCGCUUCCUCCCUUUCUACAAAUUCGACUGGAUCACUGGUGACUGGACGUUUCGAGAACAGGCGAUCAAGUACCACAUCAUGAAGGAGGAGCUGGCUCUUGCCGCAAGUGCUGGUUUCCUAGAUGAAAAUGGCAUAUCAAAGGUUGCGGAUAAACCGAAAAAGAAAUUUGAGGCAAAUAAUAAGAAGUUUGAGAGCUACUUAGAGAGUGCCAAGAAAAUUGCAGUCUCCUUGACAGAUAUCAGUCAUCAGGUUGUCAUUGUCCCAAAAGGAGUAGACCCUGACAUGAUUCUUUUUCAUAUUUAGUACAUUUCGGCUAUAGCAAUAAGACUAAAACUUUGUCGAGUAUUUCGGUA
Molecule: messenger RNA, 2031 nt
Organism: Phragmites australis (common reed)
Lineage: Eukaryota; Viridiplantae; Streptophyta; Magnoliopsida; Poales; Poaceae
Exons: 5
Coding region: 83-1981 (632 amino acids)
Source: RefSeq, a predicted model, not a curated record